Molecule: messenger RNA, 1143 nt
Organism: Symbiodinium sp. CCMP2456
Lineage: Eukaryota; Dinophyceae; Suessiales; Symbiodiniaceae
Source: the annotation of a GenBank genome assembly
GCAAAGAUCCAGGAAUUGAUGGACUACCGCAGGGUGGUCAACAAAUUCCAGUUAUAUGCGCUGGUCGUUCAAUUCGGCAUGCUGGUGUCGCUUUUGGCUUUUGCGGUGCACCGCAUCUGGGAAAUUGUUCAAAAUGCAGACUCUCCGCCCAUGAAGGUCACUACGUCGCACUGGCAAGGUCUAGGAAAGUGGGCACUGUGUCCUUACACGCACCAGAAAGUUGAGUGGGCAGGGCUGGGCUUCUAUUAUCGACACGAAGGCUGGGAAAGAUGGAUGCCUUACAGUUACAAGAAAAUUAAUGAAACCAAUGUUGAGGUUGAGACAUACUUGAGUAUGGAUUCCCACACAAUGGCCAACUCGCACAUGCUCACAGAUAGAAUUCCAAUUGAGAUGUUUGACGGGGCGUUGCUUAGCUGCUCGGUAAUCGAUUUGACGGAUGUGCAAGCCAAGCCUCCGAUGAGCUUCAGCAUCUGUUCCGACACAGAGCGCUUCUUGAUGCUGCACAACAACAAUGGCUGGGAUGUAGCAUUUCAUUUAGCAACGGGCCAGAACUACUGGACCUUGAAGCUGUCAGAAUACAUACACGGGCAUGACACUGGGUUUUCAACAUCUACACAACUCUUCCACACGGCCUCGACUCUGUUGUCCAGUCCGGGUGAGAACAUACCACAGCUGAACAAGCUUUGCGCGUGGAAGCGGUUUGACUCUGCCGCAUCGUCGGCAUCAGAGGCUGAAGGACCUGAUCGUACAUAUGCCUACCGCAUCAUGGUGACCGAUACAUCGAUCCCGGUCACCAUAGUUCAGGGCAUUGUGGCGCAGCUUUUCAGUUUGAUGAGCAGUUUGGGGGGGUACUUUGCCACACUGUCCACAGUCUUUACAUUCGUCUUCGUCAGGCAGUACCCGGAAAGCAGAAUUGCGCGUAUGUAUGAGCGGCGCACAAUCCGCGGACAGGAACUACCUGGCGACCCGCCGAGCGAUGAAGAGGGCGGAGCGUCCCCAUCCGAACCAAGACGGCCCAAUGCGCCACAAAGUGAAGUCAUGGGCUUGGUGCACGCGCAGCGCCAGGAAGAAGCGAGAGCAAAACCUGGCCUGCCUGCCCUGCCGCCUGGAAUAGUGUAUCCAGGUCCUCACGCAACAGAGUAG